Molecule: messenger RNA, 513 nt
Organism: Cylindrotheca closterium
Lineage: Eukaryota; Bacillariophyta; Bacillariophyceae; Bacillariales; Bacillariaceae
Source: the annotation of a GenBank genome assembly
AUGAACGGAACCCCACUUGAAAAAAACAGCACAUCUGUCGAAACGGUCGACACUGUUGAAUAUAACGGGAGCUUUUCAGAAGAGACGGAUGAUUGGAGUGUGGUCUCUGCCAUCACCUUUUUCGACGAUGAAGAAGAAGAUGAUGGUGAAGAAGAAAUAGUACUCUACACCUCCGAUCGAAGGCAGUACAAAGAACGAGUAUGGUCAUCCCCGGAUCCAACCCUCGCAUCGCCGGAUUCUCCUCGCCGAUUUGAUCGGUUCUCGAGCCAUUCCGAUCACGGAGACGAAGUGCCAUGCCGCAUGCCUCGACGAAGGUUAUCCACAGGAUUUUCAAGCCCAGCCCCCAAAUGCAGCAGUGGUAGCAGUUCUUCUUCUUCUUCUAACAGCUGCGACAGCUUUGACAGCUUUGCCGCAUGCAGUGAAGCAGCAUCGUCGUUAGACCUUGCUGACAUCAUUGAAGAUCGAUUUGCAGAUCGAUACAAUGUCUCACGGUUGUUGUUGGUCGGGCGAUGA